AUGCCUCUCUUUAUAAACCGGGACCAAAUAUUUGCCCAUCAGGUUCACCUGCUGGAGCACAAACUGAGGAGUAAGGAGGAGCGCAUACUGGAGCUGGAGACAGAGAAUGCUAUUCUUCAUUUACGACUGGCCGAGUGUCUGGGGAAACUCCGUCGGGACCAGGAAGAGGAGACAAAGGCUGCGGACCAUCAUCAGCAGCAGAGGAACCCACAGACGAUAACCCGGUCAGCCCUCGCUAAACUCCUUCCCGAGGUCCAGGCUGUGAAGCAGGACUUGAGUGAGGUUUUUGCCGUGUAUUUGAGUUUUGCCACUGAGCUGGAGGAGCAGAGCAAGCAGCUGCUGGAGAAAGUGGAGCGGGCCAGCUGUUCUCUAAACGGUCACCGUGCAGACGAGGUUCAGGACCUGCAGGCUCAUGUUGCAGCUCUGGAGCGCUCUCUGGAGGUGGAGAAGGAGAGGUGCAGGGCGGAGAGGCAGAGGAGGAAAGAACUCCACAACGCACUGGUGGAGUUGAGAGGGAACAUCAGGGUUCACUGCAGGGUGCGACCAGUUCUCCCCUUUGACUACGUCCAGUCCUCCACCUCUGGAUCAUGGCCUGCGUCAUCAGAAGAAGUGGUCUCUGUAAUCAGUGAUGACACGGUGAUGGUGAACUGCCUAAAAACAGGGAUGCCGGCGCACAACAAGAUGUUUGAGUUUGAGAGAGUGCAUGGACCAGAGGACUCUCAGCAUGCCGUGUUUGAGGAGGUCAGGCCGCUACUCACAUCUCUGCUGGACGGCUAUAAUGUGUGUAUCAUGGCGUACGGGCAGACAGGCAGUGGGAAGACUCACACCAUGAUGGGAUCCCAGCGGCUGGAGGAGCACUCAGGGACGCAGCAGGAAAUGCAGCAGGGUAUUAUCCCCCAGGCUGCUGCUGAGCUCUUUCGGCUGAUCUCUGAGAAGCCUGCAGAGAGCCACACGGUGGAGGUGUCAGUGAUGGAGGUGUACAACAACGAGGUGUUCGACCUCCUGGCCAGAGAUGAGCGGGGGAACGCCGCCGGCCAGCGCCGGGACGUCAUCACCACCUCCUCUGGUAGCAGCCAGGUCACCGCCCUCACAUACGAGCCUGUGUGUAACGCCUCUGAGGUGAUGCAGGUCAUCAGCAGCGUUCUGAAGCUCAGGGCUCACUGUCCCACCCUCGUCCACACCGACUCCUCGCGCUCUCACCUCGUCGUCACCCUCACCAUUUCCUCCAAGAGCCCCAACGCGCUGGCUCUGGCCCGCAGGCUGCAGAGCGCCAAGAAGGACAUGCAGCGCUCCACCCAGAAGGAGUGGUGGAGUCCGCGCUGUCGCCGGGCCAACUCUGCCGCCCGCCAGUCAUCUGACGAGCUCUUUGCGAGCUCCGCCUCCUCUCCCUGCCCCUCCCCGUCCCAUUCCCCCUGUCCCUCCCCGAGGCCCAGCAUCUCGCAGGAUCUGUUCAGGACCAAGCUGCAGCUGGUGGACCUGGCAGGGAGCGAGUGUGUCGGUAUGUCUGGAGUUUCGGGUGCAGCCCUGUGGGAAGUGUCCUGUAUAAACCGCAGUCUCUCAGCUCUGUCCGACGUCCUGGGCGCUCUGGCCGAGCAGAGACCACACGUCCCCUACAGGAACAGCAAACUCACCCACCUGCUGCAGGAUGCCAUAGGUGGCGACGCCAAGCUGCUGGUGAUGCUGUGCGUCUCUCCCACGCAGCGCUUCAUCACCGAGACUCUGCAGUCGCUGGGCCUGGGCACGCGGGCCCGCCAGGUCCAGAAGGAGCUGCCGCGAAGGAAGAUUAACACCCUCAAAGUGAAGUGAUAAGACAGAGGAAAAGAAUUGGGCCUCUGCAGAUGCUGUGGUGAGACUGAACCUUUCUAUAAGCCAACAGAACAGAUUGGAUAUCGUUUGUUUGACGGCGUUUGGCCCUUGUUUCAAAGACAAUUUAAAGUGCACAGCCUUAAACAGUAUGACAACAUCUUACUGCAAUUAUUAGACAUUUGAUUAAUGGGUUACUAGGUGCUGCAUGCUCAUUUGUAUUAGCACAGCUAAUCCUGUUUUUUAACCCCUGAACCCCUAAGAAAAACUACUGUAAUAGAGUCACAUCCUUCAUCUUACUCUUAGUAGUUACUUUCACUAGUAAAUAGAUUGGCACUGAUUAUAUGUUUUUUAAUAGAUUUUGGUAGCAUUUGGAAGCUGCAGAUAUUUAUAUGAAGCUUGAAUGUACAGUUCAAUACAUUAUUUGUGUGUAAGUGACUCUAAAACCACUGUAUUCAGCACUUUUUUCCACUUUAUUUCCGCUUUCAUCAAGCUGUAGAUGAUGCUGAAAGUCAAUAGCCGUGUGUAUGCAAAAACUUUCUGACUUCAGCUGUAAAUACAUUUCAGUACUUACUGCUGAUGCCAUGCCUUCUCCAUUUUUAGAGCUUUGAGGUGCAGCUACGUUUUUAAAAAAUUUAACACAUUUCGAUGUGUUCUGUACCUGCAAUCAU
Molecule: messenger RNA, 2474 nt
Organism: Chelmon rostratus (copperband butterflyfish)
Lineage: Eukaryota; Metazoa; Chordata; Actinopteri; Chaetodontiformes; Chaetodontidae
Gene: kif25
Product: kinesin family member 25
Exons: 15
Coding region: 1-1806 (601 amino acids)
Biological process (GO): microtubule-based movement
Molecular function (GO): microtubule binding; ATP binding; microtubule motor activity
Source: RefSeq, a predicted model, not a curated record